This is a messenger RNA of Encephalitozoon romaleae SJ-2008, 324 nucleotides long. Its product is annotated as 40S ribosomal protein S26. Bases 1 to 324 code for a protein of 107 amino acids. The record is from RefSeq and is a predicted model, not a curated record. Gene Ontology annotation, molecular function: mRNA binding; structural constituent of ribosome. The transcript is spliced from 2 exons. Gene Ontology annotation, cellular component: ribosome; cytosolic small ribosomal subunit. Gene Ontology annotation, biological process: translation. NCBI's taxonomy places the organism in Eukaryota, Fungi, Microsporidia, Unikaryonidae.
AUGACUGUUAAGAGGAGAAACCAUGGAAGGUCAAAGAAGAACAGAGGGAGCGUGAAGCCCAUUCAGUGUGACAAAUGUGGUCGUGUAACUCCCAAGGAUAAGGCAAUCAAAAGGUUUAGGAUUCAGUCUCUUAUUGAACAGGCAUCAUUUGACGAUCUAAAAGAAAAAACCAUCUAUGAAGUGUUCGAGGUCCCUCGUAUGGGCUACAAGUCGCAAUUUUGUGUGUCUUGUGCAUGUCAUGCCAAGAUAGUUAGAGUUCGCUCUUCUCAAGCAAGAAAAAUCAGAUAUGGAUUCAACCCAAACAGGGCAAGUUCUUAUAAUUAA